Octopus bimaculoides (California two-spot octopus) is the source of this 1869-nucleotide messenger RNA. Its product is annotated as extracellular signal-regulated kinase 2. Gene Ontology annotation, biological process: protein phosphorylation. Gene Ontology annotation, molecular function: MAP kinase activity; ATP binding. The record is from RefSeq and is a predicted model, not a curated record. Lineage: Eukaryota; Metazoa; Mollusca; Cephalopoda; Octopoda; Octopodidae.
UGAUUCAAUGUCUCACAUUGUUACCUUUGUAUAUUAAAAAUGACAGCAGAUCUAGAAGCACACAUUACUAAGAAAUAUGAUAUAAAAAAACGGCUUGGUAAAGGAGCAUAUGGCAUUGUAUGGAAAGCUACUGACCGAAAAACAGGGGAUGUUGUUGCUGUUAAAAAGAUAUUUGAUGCUUUUAGAAAUGAAACAGAUGCACAGAGAACAUUCCGGGAGAUUAUGUUUCUUAAAAAUUUCUGUGAUCAUCCAAAUGUCAUAAAAUUACAGAAAGUGAUAAAAGCUGAAAAUGAUCAUGACAUCUACCUUGUGUUUGAAUUCAUGGACACAGAUCUUCAUAAUGUAAUUAAACGUGGAAAUAUUCUUAAAGAUGUUCACAAGCGCUAUAUUAUGUAUCAGUUAUUUAAAGCAACCAAAUACUUACAUUCUGGCAAUGUUAUUCAUAGGGAUCAGAAGCCAUCGAAUAUUCUAUUAAAUAGUGAUUGUCUGGUAAAGCUAUGUGAUUUUGGCUUAGCAAGAUCUAUAUCUCAAAUUGGGAAAGAUGAGACAGGUGACCCAAAUUUAACAGAAUAUGUUGCAACUCGAUGGUAUCGUGCACCAGAGAUUCUCCUUGGAUCUCAUAAGUAUACAAAAGGUGUUGACAUGUGGAGCCUUGGUUGUAUUUUAGGAGAAAUGUUAACUGGAAAGCCACUGUUCCCAGGGUCCUCUACAAUUAAUCAAAUUGAAGUAAUCAUGUCAACCAUUCAGCCACCUAAACAAGAAGAUAUUGACAGUCUCAAAACUAUGUAUGGUGCAUCUAUUUUAGAGAAAGCUCAAUUAAGACCAAAGAAAGAAUUAUCAGAAAUAUUAAAGGAUAUAUCACCUGAAGCUGUAGAUUUGGUGAUGAAGUUACUACAUUUCAAUCCUGACAAAAGAAUCACAGUAGAUGAAGGCUUACAACAUCCAUAUGUUGCCCGAUUCCGGAAACCACAUGAAGAGAUCAGUCUUGACAGUGAUAUUGUACCAUGCUUCAGUGAUGAAAUUCAACUCUCUGUUGAAGAUUACAGAAAGAAGUUAUAUGAGAUGAUUGUUGAGAAAAAUUUUUGGCAAACAAAACAUCACGAUAAAAUUGACAGCAUGAGGUUACAAAAAGAAAGAACGUUUUAUAAAGAAAACAGAAAGCAGCUUUCUCCAUUAACAGCUGUAGGUUGUCCAUAUACUGCAGGACCUGAUGUUAGUAGGGAUUCUCUACUCUCUGCAAGUAAAUCACGUCUCUCUGAAAAGGUAAAGACACACACUCAAAUGUCAGAUGAUAUGCAGAAUACUACUCCCCAACAUUUACAAAACCAACUCAAGCCUGUUUCCAGGUUUAAACUACUCGAAAAUUCCAGUCAUGCUGUUGAACCAAACAAAGUAAGUAUAAAUGAACAAGAGAACAACAACCCUCGACCAGAAUCAGCAAAAAGCAUUCCACCCAGGCCUGCAUAUGGUCGGCGUCAGUUUAACAAUAUUAUGAACAACCCUUCUGUUGGUGUAGCCAAGUAUACUUUCGGCAGUUAUUCUCAGGCAUAUGGGACAAUUACUGCAAGCGGUCUAGCUGCUUUGAAUAAGAAAAAAUAUUGACGUUUAUUUUAUAUUUAUUCUAUUUUAUUUUUGUGUGAGAAGCUUUGCAAGCAGAAUAUUUUAUUGAUUUCUUUGUGCCGUUACAUUAUAUUCAGAAAAAGAUAUCUUUUAAGACUGUAAUUAUAACCGUAAACAAUAAUCUUGUACUCAAAACAUCUUGUAUUUUAUUUUGAAUUAAUAUUGAAUCAAAUUAUAUAUAUUGCAGAAAUAAAUCUUUCUUUAAUUGGUUUUUAUUCAUCAUAUUGACCAAUAAAAAAAAAAGUUGUU